Messenger RNA from Botrytis porri, 678 nucleotides. RefSeq lists its product as uncharacterized. The coding region runs from base 1 to 678 and encodes 225 amino acids. The record is from RefSeq and is a predicted model, not a curated record. Lineage: Eukaryota; Fungi; Ascomycota; Leotiomycetes; Helotiales; Sclerotiniaceae. The transcript is spliced from 3 exons.
AUGUCGUCACCUAUCUAUUUGACACCGUCUGAUAGCGAUUCAGACGUGGCGGCCAGCCUGUUAUCAUCGCCUGAUUACACGGCGGAGGAUAAUGCGAAAGAAUAUCCAGGAUUCAGCAUGGCCUUACAAGCAAAUGGCACUACUAAUCUUCGUACCCCCUCCCCCGUUGAGGAAUUGAACCAAAAAAAGCGAAAACGUGAAGAUCUAGAAUGGAGCCACCGUAAAGCCCAAAUUCCGACGAAUGGGUAUGGAUUGACAAAGGAGGAAAUGAAGACAUACACAGAGAGUUCAGACAAAUUUGAGAACAUUCUGGCAGCUCAUGCUGCUUCAGGUGUCAUUCCCCACGCAGUAGACUUCAGGAUAUCGCUUGCAGACCACACAAGAUGCCUCAGCGUUCGCGAUUCCAACAGCGGAAAGCUGCCAAAGGGCGAAUCAAUUUUGACAUCUCUCGAAUUCAUCGAGCGUUGGAUUCGUCUGACACCACCAGUCUUCUGCAACGCACAAUCUCCAACAGUUCAAAAGUGGAAUGAGGAAAUGAAGGAACAAGAUUUCGCAAUGAGAGAGAGCUCGAAGUGGGGUCCGCUCUACAGAAUGUACGAGGACUGGAUUGUAGAUCAGACUAACUUCUACGAGCCCAGACAUGACUCACUUGACAGUCUUGAUUUUGAUUUUGGUUAG